Messenger RNA from Nasonia vitripennis (jewel wasp), 9139 nucleotides. RefSeq names its product ski oncogene. Gene Ontology annotation, biological process: negative regulation of BMP signaling pathway. Gene Ontology annotation, molecular function: RNA polymerase II cis-regulatory region sequence-specific DNA binding; SMAD binding; DNA-binding transcription factor activity, RNA polymerase II-specific. Bases 1809 to 4010 code for a protein of 733 amino acids. The record is from RefSeq and is a predicted model, not a curated record. Gene Ontology annotation, cellular component: nucleus. The transcript is spliced from 6 exons. NCBI's taxonomy places the organism in Eukaryota, Metazoa, Arthropoda, Insecta, Hymenoptera, Pteromalidae.
AGUGCCUGCCCGCUCGGCCACCACAACGCACCAUCGCCGCGCUCUGUCGCUCUAUGCACGGCGCGUGCAUAUAUAUACGUUAUACGCGAGCUGCAGCGACCAGACAGCCGACGUCGCGGACUGCUAACCUGUACCUACGUCAGAGAGCUGGGACUACUGUGUGCCACUACAUACCCUGCGUGCGUGUGCGGUGCGACUGUGUCCCCGUCUGCAGUGCGGCGGGCUAUAUAUACGCGUAUGCAAUUCUGUGCAGUAGCAGCAGCCGAGCGCUGAAAAAGGGGGAACGCGUGUGCAGCAGCAGUUAGUAGGCCCCUUCAUCUCUCUCAGCUCCGCUCUCUGCUCUGCUCUGCUCUGCUCUGCUCUGCUCUGCUCUGCUCUGCUCUGCUCUGCUCUGCUCUGCUCUGCUCUGCUCUGCUCUGCUCUGCUCUGCUCUCGAGUCUCGACCGCCGCUGCAGUGCAUCAAUCCAGUGCAUCUAUCCGUUCGCGCGCUCGACGUAAUGUGAUAAUUCAGUGCAACGACGAGCAGCAGCAGAAGCGGCGCAGAGGCCCGGUGCAGUGUUAUAGAGAGCAUCGGAGCAGCGCGCGCGGCCCGCAAAAACGACCAGAAAUAACAGAGAGCUUGCUCCGCUCGCGCGCAGAGUAGGGGCUGCUGCUGCUGCUGCUGCUGCUGCUGCUGCCGCCGUCGCCGCCGUCGUCGCCGCCGCUCUCUAUACUGCUACUCAAAAGAGGCGUGCAAAACAUCGGCCAGAAGACGAGCACGACGACGAGGAGAGAGAAAAAGCAGCUCAAGAAGAAGAGGAGCAAGAGCAAGAAGAGAACGGCUACUACUACUGCGCUGCGUUCCAUCCGCGUGAAUCCUCGCGGCUCUCUGCUAUACUCGUACCCAUACUACUUGUCACCUGCGCGCUGCAGUCUGGCUCUCCAUGUGGUUCCCCGAUGCAGCGGCAUAGCUGAGCAGACGAGGAGGAAGGACACACAUACACACGGCUACGUCGACAUGUGCCAACGGCAGCGAGCAAUAACGAAGCAGCAGCGCAGGCCAGCGACCCGCGGCUGCACGCCGCCACCGCCGCCGCCUCUCGAACCUGUAUUUCGCUCGAUCGCAACUCCUUCUCCUUCCCCGGCUCACCGCUGCUGAGAGAGAGAGAGAGAGAGAGAGAGAGAGAGAGAGAGAGAGAGAGAGAGAGAGAGACGAGGGAGAAGGAGAGACGGCGCCGACGACCUUCGAGGACGCGCGCCACGAGAGGAAGGAUAUACGAGACACGGCUGGCUGCUGCCUGCCUGCCUGCUCUCUGCCCACACACUCAAGAGAGAGAAGAGAGAGAGAGAGAGAGAGAGAGCGAGCGAGCGAGAGAAGGAGAAAAGAGUUCUGCUGCCGCCGCUGCUUUCCUUUGAGACGACCACGGCUUUUUCUCGUCCCUGCAAUUUUGAUCCGAGCUCGUGGAGGUUAAUGCUCCAGCUAAAAGACUGACUGACCGUCAGAAGGAGAGAGGAGAGUUUUUUUCCUGUGCCAAUGGGUCCUCGACGGAGGCCCUCCAUUAGAACUGCCAGCUCCAAGUGCAGUUGACCAGUGAGGAAGGUUCAGUGCGAGUCUAGAUAGUGAGCAGAUUGGUGGUGUUCCAUGACAAGUGCAGUGAGAUACGUGCCAGGAAGAUGAAUCUGCUCCACCUGGACUACCAUGCGUGCAACUGUGCGUGCGACUGAGUAGUGCUGUUGUUGCUGUUGUAGACAAAUGUUCAGUGAUUCUGGUGUUUCUGGUCUUCCUUUACUUCGUUAUAGUUUUCUAGUUCUCUAGAGAGCAAGUCACAAUGGAGUCGCUACUGCCUAACGAUACCAAUGCCCAGUCCUACACUCCGCAGCUCAAGUCGGUGCUAAAGACAUAUCAGCUAUCGGCCACAAAGAGCCUGCAGGGUCCUAGUUCCGCCCUGCUAGGCAUGGACUGCAAGGGACUUCUUCAGGAGCAGGCUAAUUUUCACAGAUUUUCACCACCCGGUUGCGGGGUGGCCUGCAACCUGGAACCUGUGUCUGAAAAGACCACCAAGGGGAUGAUCAAGAGGGAUGAUUCUCCUUUACCAAUUGCCGCAUCGUGCAAAGAACUGAGAGCAGAACCUGUGGACUCUGAUGAUGAUCCACCCUGGAGGCCAAGGGUACUCGAAAAGCGCGAGCUGGAGUUCCCGAUACCGAUCCUCACGGCGCCGGACCAGUCCUGCUCGGAGCGCUGCGAGACCGUGCUGGAGGGCGAGAGGAUCGCGUGCUUCGUCGUGGGCGGCGAGCCCCGGCUCUGUCUGCCUCAGAUCCUGAACUCGGUGCUGCGCAACUUCAUGCUCUCGCAGAUAAACGCUGUCGUCGAGGAGCUGCAGAUCUACUGCUCGCACUGCACGAGCGAGCAGCUCGAGGAGCUCAAGCGCUCGGGCAUCUUGCCGCGCACCGCACCCUCCUGCGGCCUCAUCACCCAGACGGACGCGGAGCGCCUCGUGAGCGCGCUUCUCCAGAGGACCGAGGAGCCCUACCUGGCGAGCAGCGACAAGCAGCGCCUGCUCGCCAGCGAGAAGAAGAUGGCCAACGGCGGCGUCGACCACGAGAAGAGCUUGUUCUCGCGCUUCGAAGUGUACCACGAGUGCUUCGGCAAGUGCAAGGGCAUCUUCGACGCGGACGCCUUCGUCUCGGAGGACUCCGCCUGCGUUGAGUGCCUCGAGUGCGGUUGGAAACUCUCGCCUAAGCGCUUCGUUAGGCACGUGCACAGCUCGCUCGAGAACAGCACCUGCCACUGGGGCUUCGACUCCACGAACUGGAGGUAUUAUCUGCUGCUCUCGAUGAAAAAGGAGAAACACACUCAGCAGACCUACAGCAAGCUCGACAACUUCUACAGUGACCUGAAAAAACGGCAUCUGCUGCCCAACUCGAAGCGGAAAUACGAGAUGCAGCAGGAGUCGGAGAAGCCGACGAAACAUUUCAAAAAAGACUUUGGUAGAGAGGACUUCAUCAGCAGCGGCCUUUACAAUGGCAACGGCCUCGGGGUGUUCCAUCCGGCCUGGGCGGCGGCUGCCGUCAACGACCCCUACCUGCGCACGCAAUGGGCCGUCUACGAGUUUGCAGCCCGCGAAGCGUCCGCCUUCAGGCCCUGGAAUCCCGCUGGAUCGUGCAAACACAGAGAAGGGCAACCAUUGGUUCCGACUUAUCUGAGGCGAGGUCCGCCAGUUCUGCAGCACCCUGAGCGCGUGGUGCCAAUGUCGGAAUGCGAGCGCUUCGAGCCGCACUUCCAGCCGAACGUCGCACUCGCGCCCCUCACCACGGCUGCUGCGUCGACUCUACCUCCCGUGCCCCAGACACCGCCGAAUGGAUCAUCGAUCAUUAGCAAUUCGUUGCAUCCGCACCGGCCACAUCAUCGGCGACACCCUGCCACAACGUAUGGACCGGUGUCGAUGGUGUCCGAGCUUCUAUCAACAGCUGCGCAGCUACCAGAGCAAAAUGAGAAGUCGAGGAUGAAAGCAGCGGACCAGAGCUUCGACCCCACUGUGAGCGUGAAAAUCGAAAAGCCAUCGUCACCUUGUCCUGAAACUCACAGCGAGGAGGAGAGUAACGCCGACGUCACCUCGUCUACGUUGACGCCUGGAGAACACUGCCGUAUCGAAAACGGCGACUGCUCGUCACCAGAGCGCUGCGAACAUGCAAAUGCAACUCGUCAAUUGUGCCGGGACCUGGAGCAGCGCCUAAUCGAGAUCAAUGCGCCCCAGGAUACUCUCGACAUAACUAGACGCCUCGCAGAUGAAGUAGCUGCAAUCACUUCCAAAUUAGCAAAAAUUCAAAGUCAACUGCGACAGCUGCGAAGAAGUGAAGAGGAGAGGGCGGAAACUGCAGAGAGUGGCGAGCGUGGGCUUGCUACUGCCGCAACAAGUGAAAAGGCCGAGAGUCCAAAAAAUAAUGAGGAGGCCAGCACUGAAGACAGCGGUAGCGCGGCCGCCAGCCCCAAAAUGCAGGCCGGCGAGACUGAAGAUGCUGCCGAUGAUUAAACAUUAAGGAUAAGUGCUUCCUUUUCUUUGCUGGUUUUCCCGAAAUUGUCGUUUUUAACAGCAAAGAACAUUAAGCACUGAAUGCAAAGAACUACCGCGAUGAUUAAUUUCUCUUUCUAUUUUUUUGAAGAAUAUUUUGUACCGAAAAAAACUCGAGUCCAAUCGUAAUAACUGUUAUUAUAAUAAAUAUUCUACUUUUUCUGUAAUUAAAGUAUGAAUUAAAUUCUUUCUUGGUUAAAUUUUUUCUUGUAAGUACAGUUAGUCAGACAACUCCUGUACAAAAACAAUUUUGGGACUCUGGUUUUUUUAGUGUGUCCGUUUUUCAUGAAAUGAAAAUCAUAGUAUUUCAAUUAGCAUAUAUACUUUUUCGGAAGAUGUGAUUUAAAAAGUGAUACUUUAUUCUUAAUAACGAGUGCGUUAUUUAUUUUAUUGAAAUUCAAUGAUUUUCAUCCGGACUCAUUGAAAUUAAACUAAAAAAUUUUUUAAUGAAGUAAACUAUAUUGGCUGUAUAUGACAAAGCAGAGAAUAUUUACUUGGCAUGGUUACAGUUACUUCACAGUUUUUUUAUUGUAAGCAAACUUUAUCGGCAGUUUUUGUUUCGAUUAAAUGUAGAUAUUGUAAUAUAUUGGGAGAAAAAUAGAACUUAAUGUAGCGACGAUAAGGGGACAAACAUAUGUUCAUGCAUCGGGGAAAAGAAGCGGAAAAACACAUAACGCCUCGUACAUAAAUUAACUUUAUGCAUUGCGAUAUUGUUUAUUCAAUUUCGUUGUUUCAAACUUUUUUCUGUUCUGUUUUUCAUUACUUUAUUUUGUAACGAACUUGCAAUGGAUCCAAUUAAGUAAUCGAUACAGCGAAGAUUUAUUGUUGCUUUCCAAUGAAAUUUUAUGUGAAAACGGGAAAUAAUAUCAUAAUUGCAUAUUUGUAUAUAAACACUCUUCUCUCGUCAUAAAUUUAUAUUAAAUAUUACAAAUAAGAAGUAACAAUAACGAUAAUACGCGAAUUAUUACAAAUAAAAAGUACAAAAACCCUAGGUGCUAUGUCGUUACGCUAGGUACGAGUUCGAAUUUGAAUCGAACACGAAUGAAUUUUUUUCCAGCGACUCGUCUGAAAAAAAUAUAUAAUAAUAGUUAUACAUAAUAAUAAGUAUAAUAAUAACGAUGAAACAAAAGAUUGUGUCACGCGAAUAAUAAUUAUAAAAAAGGAAUGUAGCAUUAUCCAGCGGGUUAUUCAUGCAUACUUGUACAUCGCAUAAUUGUUUGGGCGUUUGGCGACGAAGCGCAGUUUAACAUUUUAUUAAGAGCUGCUCUUAUUUUGUAUAAACAGGCUGAGACUUCGCGCCCUUAUCAAUUGAGUGAUAAGAAGCUCCGUGGCUUUUUUGCCGUGCCGCGGAAGAAUCGGCUCUCAACACAUAGAAAAAGAAACGAGGCUCCGAGAGAAAAUGCGUGCCGCUGUUAGAAAGAAAAGAAUCUUUUAUAUCGUCGGCGUCGUUGACCUCUCGCACGCGUAAUCAUCUCCGGGCAAUAAUCGCGGCUCAACAUCGCGGUCUCGUAUAUGUAGGAAUCCGGUGAAGUGCCUGUUCAUUGGUGGCUGCUGCUUCGUGCCGAUAAAGCGUGCACUCGAAAGAUAACCGAUUGGUUUCUUCGAGUUGCAAACAAGACUUGCGCGGUUUAAAGGUUAUGUGUGUGUGCGUAGUUAUGUAUAUGUCCAUGCAAUAUAGCGUGUGCGUACGAGCGAGCGAAGUUUUUUGCCUGGUUGACCUUAUAUUCUCGAACUCCGCCAAUUUUAUCGAAUAAUCGUUUAUAUGGCUCCCGAUGAUGCGCUCUUACGAAUUUCACGAUACGCAGAAUAAGACGUAUCCUCCUCCGAGUUUGUCGAAUCGAAUGUAAGCGACUUUUCCUAUACGACACGAAAAUAAUUUUUUUUGUUUAUUCUCGCCAUCAUUAUUUUAAUAAAAAAAGUCUCAGUUUUACACUACAUCUUUUUUUAUUCACACCGUUCAUUUCACACUAGAUAAAUCUACAAUUUACGAAAACAUAAAUGUAUAAAAAAAAAAACCGUUAAACUGAUAAAACAUAAAUAAUUGUAAUAUAUGUACGCAUUUUAUGAAAUAUUUUGUACGAUAGAAAAUUUAUUUAAAAUAUUGAAUACCCAAGCAGUUGGACCAAGUAAAAUCUGCUUGGCGUGUGAGAUGUCCAUUUGCAAAGAAAAAUUAAUCUUAAAACGUCGCGUAAAUUAGUAAAAUAGAUGAAUUUCAUAUCAAUGAAAGAUCGUCUGGAUUUUCUCGAAGUUUCUUCUGAAGAAACGUUACGCGUACCGAUUGUUCUUCCAGUUUCGAGACUUAAACAGAAAAGAAAAACACGAGUACAACAACAUAGUCAAUGCUCGAUUUUAACGUAGAGAUAUCAGUGUUUGAUUGACGUCGGUUAGAUGCCUCGAAUCAUCUCUCAUUCGUUGAAAUAUAUUUAUUAAUGAAAAAUUGGUAUAUAUAACAGAUAGAAAAGAAUCUACCCUCGUCCUCUCUCACCCCCGCGACCCGCCUGUCCGAAAUUGAAUCGAGUCAAACCUUAUACUAUAUUCUAAUAGAAGAAGCGAUUGAAUAUGUAGCGAUUAACCGAUAAUAUUAUAGACUUUGUAAGUCGUACAUAUUUAUAUUUACAUAAAAGUACGAAGGAGAAGAUGGUUUAUAAUACUCGUUUGUGUAUUUUAACACACACCAACAUAUAUGCAAGUGCGGUAGUAGACUGCUUCGAAGAUCUCUCAUUGCGUAUCAAAACAUGUACCUAUGUUUUCGUGAAUAUUAUAUACGACAUACCCACGAACUCAUGAAAAUGUUUCUCGGUAGAUUUCUUGGUGAACGUCGACUGCUAGUUUUAUUCUUUCCUGCAUUUUAUUGUUUGUCCGUCUGGAACAGUGGGCUCUGUUUCCAGAAUCUUUAUACCAAAGUCAACAUUGUCAUUCACACCUACACAUAAACACGCAAUAUCUAUAUUUUAUAUUUCUACUCUUUUUAAACCUGUUCUAAACGAUCGAGACGCCAAGCAAAAAGGAAUGGGCAUAUACGAUGGUUAUAAUGAUAGAUUUUCAAAGCAAUCUUUGUAGAGAAACCUGGACAUAAUAAGUAACGAUGUAGCGAGCGAGAUGCAUACUGCUCAUUAUUACGUUCUGUGUAAAAGCAGGAAAAUUAAGUAAGCGAUGUACGAUUUAUAAUAUUACAAUAAUAUUAUAAGAAUUCCCACCUAAGUUACUUUUUCAUACACACAUACUCGGUUAUAUUAUAUUUAUCUACGGAACACGCAAAAUAAUGUAACAAUUGCAGUCUAUAUCUUAUGUACUACUUCGUUUUUCGUAUGGACUUUCGAGGUCUCAUACCUAUUAAGUAUACAUAACCAAUUUGAAAAAAUUGUUUUUCUUGUAAUCGCCCGACUGCCAUGACUUUGAGAAGCAUUUAAAGAUCGACGUUUCGCGCAACUUUCUUUGAAUCUGAAUUUUUCAACGAAAAUCAAUUCUUUCUGAAAUUUUACACUUUGGAGCAAUAAAAAGCAUCUUUAGAAAAAAAUUAUUAAAUUUUGGAAUGUGACGAGUAGACAAGAAACGUCUGUCCUCAAAUGUCUCUACAAAAGUAAUACUUGCGACGUUUUAUUUGUAUAGCUUAUUUAAGUCAAGUAAUUGAAAACUUUGCGAGGCACAUGUCCGAAAACCUCAUAAUAAUUUGUACAUAUAUACAUAAUGUCAAAGAAAAGGGAGGAUAAAUUAAUUCGAAUUCGGUCUACUUUUGUUUGUUGCGUCGACUCGAGACGGAUUUUUUAUAAAUAGCGCCAGAACCGUAAUGAAUGUUCAUAAGAAACAUUUUACAGAAUAUUUGUCGACAAAUGCAAAGUAUUAAUUGGUUCCUCCAAUAUGACGAAAAUCACGCGCGUCAAAGUUUUUUGACCAAUUACAAAAAAAGUCGCGUCAAAUUUUUAUUAGGCUUCCGAAGAAAAACGAGGCGUAGUUAGUAUCUUUAUUGUGAAUUUUAUGAAAACGCGGUUCAAAAUUUAAAAGGUAGAAAGACGCGGCAAAUAAGAACUCAGAAAACGUUAACGAAAAACGAGUAGCAAAGCGUCCUGGCGAUGGAUUCUUGGAACUUUUUUUGAAACUAACUUUUUGUGAAUUAUGUAUAAACUUUUGCAUUUCAAUAAUACCAUUUGUCGACCAAUUUUCUCAUACCAUGUUACGCAUUUUAUUUUCCUUUAUUUAUUUAUUUUUUUGCGUUAGCGCUGUGCAUAUUUUUAACGAUUCUGCGCUAUUUAAUCGAGGAAAUUGACUUCCUUUGAACACUUAAACGAUUAGUACCUGCAAUUGGCAUACGAAGCCUAGAUAUAAAAAUAAAGAAAUUGUGAUGAAAGUCUCAUUAACCGCAUAAUAUUGUAACAAAAGCGUACGCUUAAUAUGCAAACGAAAUAUCUAGUGCAAAUAUAAUGAUAUAUUCUUAAUUAAACAUAACCGGUCAUUAUUAACACUUAAAAGGCGGAGAGAAAUGUUUGUUUAAUUAUAUUGUCAACAGAGUUUUUAAAUUUCCUCAGCACUUUUUUCAUUAUCGUUUCAUUGAGGUGAAAAGUCGCACUUUAUAAAAAUAGCUAUAAUUAUAAAGGACAAAUUAUAGUAAUUUACAGUUUACAGAAGUCUGAAUAAGGAUUAAUUAAGAAUGCAUCUGAUGAUUUACAAAUUAUGUGUACUUCGAGUGAAUACUGGGUAACUUUCUUCAGAUUCAGAAAGUCUCGUGUAGUAUCGAGUUAAAAUUUUUGUAUAGUCACUUGAUUAUUACAGUUGUUACAUGCAGCACUGUAUAUCGUUGGUUUAAAAGCGAUGCCAAAAUUCUUCAUAUACAUAUAAUAAUAAUAUGUUCAAUAGUUUAUUUUCUCAUCGUAAAAUGCUCAAUAAUCAUUAACCUCGUCAUUAAGAACAAACUCAUGAAAAAAAAAUCAUGACAAGAGUAACGAGAGAGCGUCGCUUUGACUAUUUUACAUUUAAGUUCUAGGAUUGGUCGAAUGGCAUAGAUUCGUUAGAGAAGUCGUUUGAUGAAUUAGUUAUAAACUAUAUUGUUAAAGAACAUGAGUGUCAUUAAAUACAAAGUGCAAAGUGAAAAAAUA